AUGAUCACCAAGGUUCUGGAAGUAGAUAAUCAUACAGUGACAAUGUAUUUCAUUCUUCUGGGAUUUCCAACAAGACCAGCCUUCCAGCUUCUCCUCUUCUUUGUUUUCCUGGCAACCUACCUGCUCACACUGCUAGAGAACCUCCUCAUUAUCCUAGCCAUUCGCAGUGAUGGGCAGCUGCACAAGCCUAUGUACUUCUUUCUGAGCCACCUUUCUUUCCUGGAGAUGUGGUAUGUCACCGUCAUUAGCCCCAAGAUGCUGGUAGACUUCCUCAGCCAAGACAAGAGCAUUUCCUUCAAUGGCUGUAUGACCCAACUUUAUUUCUUUGUGACCUUUGUCUGCACUGAGUAUAUCCUCCUUGCUGCCAUGGCCUUUGACCACUAUGUAUCCAUAUGCAAUCCACGACGCUAUCCAGUCAUCAUGACCAGCCAGCUCUGUGGUACACUGGCUGGGGGAUGCAGGUUCUGUGGACUCAUGACUGCCAUGAUUAAGAUGAUUUUUAUAGCCCGACUCCACUACUGUGGCUUGCCUCAGAUCAAUCACUACUUUUGUGAUAUCUCUCCACUCCUCAAUGUCUCCUGUGAGGACUCUUCACAGGCUGAGCUGGUGGACUUCUUCUUGGCCCUCUUGGUCACCGCUAUUCCCCUUUGCAUAGUGGUGGCAUCUUAUGCCAUCAUCCUCACUACCAUCCUCAAAAUCCCAUCUGCUCAGGGUUGCCAAAAGGCAUUCUCCACCUGUGCCUCUCACCUGACAGUUGUAGUACUCUUCUAUUCCACAACCCUUUUUACCUAUGCCCGCCCCAAGCUCAUGUAUGCCUACAAUGCCAACAAGGUGGUAUCUGUUCUCUACACUGUCAUCAUUCCACUUCUCAACCCCAUCAUUUACUCUCUGAGGAACCGGGAAGUAAAGGCAGCCCUUAAAAAGACCAUACUUUGCAGAGGAAGUGGACCCCAGGGAGAUGGGACGUUUAGUAGUUAA
This is a messenger RNA of Carlito syrichta (Philippine tarsier), 978 nucleotides long. Its product is annotated as olfactory receptor 6Y1-like. Gene Ontology annotation, cellular component: membrane. Gene Ontology annotation, biological process: G protein-coupled receptor signaling pathway. Bases 1 to 978 code for a protein of 325 amino acids. Gene Ontology annotation, molecular function: olfactory receptor activity; G protein-coupled receptor activity. The transcript has a single exon. The record is from RefSeq and is a predicted model, not a curated record. Lineage: Eukaryota; Metazoa; Chordata; Mammalia; Primates; Tarsiidae.